UGUGAGUCCGGGCACUCAGCUCGAACCGAGGCUUGCCCAGCACAAAGUCAAUACAUCGAAUACAUCAAAUGAAGCCUGGAAAUCCGUUAUGUUGGAGAAAAAUCCAGAGCUGUUUCGGCACAUUUUAAGCUCCUUGCUGUGACAUGCAAAUAAAACGCUGAUACCUGUGCCGCUGUCCAGCCUUUCCAACAGCGUGAGAGCCCGCAAGCAGCGCAAACGCGCCGAGCCGCUAAGUGCCACAAAGGCUCUGAGGUUAAACGGCUACAUACUUGCUUUCCGGCAACAUCUCAGUCAUGGAUGGUGACGAGCGACCCCGAAAAAGAGCACGGCUUGCAUGCACCAACUGCAAUGCGCGACGAGUCAAGUGCGAUGUCACGGACCGCCAGCCGUGUCGCAACUGUGAGAUAGCACACGCCGUAUGCGAGACCCGCGAGUCAAAGCGCGGCAAACAUCCUCGAAAGCCGAAAGCGGAAAAUGGCAAGCAGAACAGUGUUACUGCAGUUGAUACUGUCAGAAUCGACAUGACCCCUGAGCGGCAUGAAGACGACAUUGCUGCGUCACAUGUACUUGCGUCUCUUUCGACAAAGUUUCACAGCCCUGCUGAGAAUCAGGCCGCGAACAUCAACACCGACUUUCAGUUUGCUACACCUCGCGUGCGUCACGACUCACAGCCUGGUCUUUCACAGACCCAAACAAGUCGACCUGAAGAUGAUGCUGCCGUCUUUCUAGGCGAGUCCAGUUCGCUCAGAUACGUGACUGAGGAGGGAACACCAGUACCAGCACCUCACCGCCCUCGACUACGUCAUGCUGUGCCAAAUGCUGUCAAAGCAGAAGCACUGGUACCGGAGUGGGAGGCAGAGCGACGUCGUAAACGAAUGGAAGCGCUCCAAGCUGAGGGCGCCUUCUCCUUUCCUCCGAGCGAUGUUCGCAUUGCCCUCCUCGAGGCAUAUUUCCAAUGGUUUCAUCCGCACUUUGCUGUCGUUGAUGAAGCAGAUCUAUGGGAAACGCAUCGUCAGGGUACCAUCUCGCCGCUCCUGUUACAGGCCAUGCUCUUCAUUGGUGUUAUUCACUGCGAAGAACUGACGUUACGUAAUCUCGGGUGGGGAAACCGCCAUAGGGCACGAUACAUUUUCUACAUUCGUGCCAAGGAUAUUUACGACGCGUCCUACGAAACAGACAAGCUGCUUGUUCUUCAAGCCGUGUUCUUGAUGAGCUUUUGGCGCGCGGGCGCACUUUUGGAAAAAGACGCCCGCCAUUGGCUCUCUGUGGCCACAAGUCUAGCCCAGACCAAAGCUCUCCAUCGCUACACAGGAGAGUCGGAUGAGAAACUUGCCAAACUCAAACGGCGAAUAUGGUGGGCUAUAUACGUCCGCGAGCGACAAUGUGGAUCCGCUCUCGGCCUUCCCAAUCGCAUCCGUGACGAAGAUUGUGAUGUUGAGCUUCUCUCUACCUCAGACUUCGAGUUUGCUUACCUACAGACGACAUCGCCAAUUGACGCCGAACGAUACAAAGACUAUGGCGUAGGGAUGGUUCAGCUUGCUGUAUUUUUGGGCAGGAUCGUUGAUGCUGGAUACCUGCCGAAUCGAACCCUCAAGCCUGAGGAUCGUACCACUAUUCGAGAUGAGCUUUACCAAUGGAAGCAACAGCUUCCGCUGGUUAUGCAGGUGUCGGUCGACACGGGAGACGAUCCUAGCUUCCAAGCUAGCAUGCUGCAUCUCGCCUACAACAACUUGUUGAUGCUUCUAUAUCGAUCUAAUUUCAUUAACGAUGAAGAUGGGGGUGCCGACAUAGAGGGGAAUAUUGCUCUACAAGCUGCUGCUCGCAACUCUCGCAUCGUAGAGGAUAUGCUUCCACGAGCCAACAUCGGCCAUGCGCAAAUCCACGUUAUUACGAACCUGUUCAACACUCUAUGCAUACAUGUUGCGCAUCUCAGACGAUCUUCAGGUAUAAAUCGAACGCUGGCCGAGCAUCGGGCGAAACUCUGCUUGUUGGGUCUACAAGAGCUGCAGAGGACCUGGGAAGUCACCAAUUGGGUGCUUCAGCUCUUUUUCCGAUACCUUGAUCGCUCGACAGCUGCACGACUGGCCAUGGAAGCUGAUGAUAUUGGCAUCUCGAGCGUGGCAGCACCCAGCGGACACGUCACCCGUGCUUCAACACCCCUAACGCAACAGGGCGAUAAGGUCGAUGCCGCCGAUGUCGACGCGAUGUUGACGAUGCAGCAGAUGAGCAACAACCAGCCAGAGACGGGCAUGACUCCAUGGUCCUGGACUACCGAUGAAGCCAAUCAGUAUCUCUUCUCACAGAUCGAGAACGAUUUCGCUUUUGGGGAGGGUGGCAUGCUGCAGUGGAGUCCGAAUGAUCUCCUCAACAGUGCAUUGACACCAAACUUCAAUUUCACUGAUCUGCAUCCUCUCGAGAGUGGAGUCCCGCCAGGGUCCUGAGUCACGGCCCCUCGUAAAUCCGACGUGCUAUCAGGGGAACACGACUUGUACAAAUACUCGUAGAGUACGGAUGCACUCAGACAUGUCGCCUCUGGU
Boeremia exigua is the source of this 2537-nucleotide messenger RNA. Its product is annotated as fungal-specific transcription factor domain-containing protein. Bases 294 to 2441 code for a protein of 715 amino acids. The transcript has 2 exons. Gene Ontology annotation, molecular function: DNA binding; zinc ion binding; DNA-binding transcription factor activity, RNA polymerase II-specific. NCBI's taxonomy places the organism in Eukaryota, Fungi, Ascomycota, Dothideomycetes, Pleosporales, Didymellaceae. Gene Ontology annotation, biological process: regulation of DNA-templated transcription; DNA-templated transcription. The record is from RefSeq and is a predicted model, not a curated record.